AUGACUACAAAUAUCGCAGAGUCUGUAAAUGCCCUCUUCAGGCACGCCCGUAAGUUGCCGGUUACCGCCUUACUUGACCACAUUAGAGAAAACAUGUAUGCCGAAUAUUCAGAUAGUGCGCGGAGACACAUUGUAGACAACAUUGACCAGUUCCAUUUCCAGGUACGGGAUGACAACCUUGACGGGAUUGUUGAUUUGAACGCUAUGACGUGUAGUUGUUGGGAGUUUGAUUACUUUAAGAUUCCGUGCUCUCAUGCUAUUGCGGCGGCGACGAUGCGAAAUAUAAAUCCAUACAGUCUGUGCGACGAGGCAUAUACGACGAACUCCUGGAUAUUGGCUUAUGCAGAACCCAUAUUUCCAGUCGGACACGUCUCGACAUGGAACAGUUCGCCAGAGUUUGUCAACAUACCGGUGGAACCACCGAAGACUGUUCCAAGAGUUGGGAGGAGGAAGACAACUAGGAUUCCUUCCACGGGCGAGGUACGACAAACACGUAAGUGUGGUCGCUGUGGUGCGUGGGGACACAAUCGCAAAAUAUGUAGCGAACCCUUUACCACAUUGUGA
Momordica charantia (bitter melon) is the source of this 564-nucleotide messenger RNA. RefSeq lists its product as uncharacterized. Gene Ontology annotation, molecular function: zinc ion binding. The record is from RefSeq and is a predicted model, not a curated record. Lineage: Eukaryota; Viridiplantae; Streptophyta; Magnoliopsida; Cucurbitales; Cucurbitaceae.